AUGUCUGUGCACAUGCCUGCAGAGAUCCAACACUUCAGCUCUGGACUACAGGCAGAGGCAAACCACCAGACAGGUGAAGUAGCACAGGCUAGCGUCAAAGUCACUCUGCAGCUAAGGGUGAUCCUCCUGGCCCCAUCCCCCACGGGCAGGGAUUACGAGAAUGACAUUGUGCUGAUAACUUCAUGUCUAUCUUUCCUGUUUCCGUCAUAUCGUAAAUCUAGAGCUUUUGAAGAGAAGCGCAAAGAACAAGAAGAAAGAGAAUAUCAAAUUAGAGAGCGCAUCCUGCAACAGAGGAAACAGAAGUUGGAAUAAGUCACUGAAAAAUUCCAGCGUGCCCAUGUUCCUCUCUCUCAGAGAAGAGAGCAGAACAAUGACUGCAUGACUGGUGAAUUAGUAUCUGACAGGCAAAGAGAAAUACAGAGUUUUUCACAAUCAGUCCCUCCAUUGGAUGAGGCACUUAAACAAAUUCAAGAAUCCAACUUAAAAUCAGAAGUAAACAUUCCUCUUUACCACAGACCAGCAACAAAUUGGCGAGCUAUAGAUUCUGCCUUGCCUUCAGCGUUGUCUAAAAAUGAUUACAAACAUCAAAAAUACCUCGUACGCAGAAUUAACCAUGAUAAAGAAAUGCGGGAAAACAACAUAGCAAGCCUAGCUACUAACAAAAAUGUGUUCCAGCUUAAACUGGAGGAGACUCAGAAACUCCUAGAGAACCAGCAUUUAAGCAGUUUGCAAAAAUUCUGUGAUGAAGUUAAUCAGAUAACCAAUUCUGAAACUCUCUCGAGUGUAGACAGCCUUGAGGCUACAGAGCGGGAAGAGAUGUACUUAACACUUAGCAUGGCUCCUUCCACAUCAAGCCAGCAGAAUUCUGUUCCCCUCAAGUCGGCGAAUCUGCAGUCAGCUAAUCUAAACUGCUUUGAUGAAGACAACCUGUCAUUCUCCAAAACUCAGCAUAUAAACAAUUGGCUUACAAACUUAGAUGCUCAGAAUACUCAGCCUGUUGCAUCCUUUUCAGAUAUGUUCAGUAAAUCUAGUGUUCUGCCCUCGUGGGAAUGUUUGGCUAAUAAAGAACAGAAUCCACCUACUUUGAGCAGAGGCCAUGGAAGAACCACAGGAACUGCUAAUGACUCAGUGCUCUUGGUGUGCAGUCCUUCCGUAGUUGCUCUAGAUAAAAAAGGAGGAAACCCCUCUGAAAGUCACACUGUGAGGACCAGUGAUCCUGCUGAUGGGGCUCUCCAAAGGGAGAGGCCAUCAGGUGCCGAGAGCCCAACAUUUAAAGUCAGUAGAGCCUGGACUACUCCAGAAUCUCUGACCCAGGAAGCAGCUUCAUUUUCCAUCCAGAGAAACUGUCUGAGUUAACUCAGAAAAAUAGAACUGCUUCACUUUCUACUUUCAUUUGUCCCUGUUUUGUCACCUAAUUCACAGUCAGGUGGCCCUUUAUCAGAGAACAACACACGCGUGAAAGAGAUCGAUCCCGUGCAGUGUUCUGAUAAGUUAUAUGAAAUGAAAGAUGUGAAAUGUGAAAAGAUAAACUAUUUUAACUGUAAUAAGGAAAAGUUGUCUCUAUUUUCAGAAAAUUUCCAGGCCACCUACGCACCUCAAAAUUCUAAUUCAAAAGAUAGGAAACAAAAAGCAAGUGGGCCAUCAGCACCACUGUGUAACGUAACCCCUGACUGUGACUUGCUUGACCAGUACGGUGUGAAGCAUAGUGUCCACGAACAAAAUGAGGUGAGGCUGCCAAAGAGCAUAUUAAAGAAAGAAUCCAGAUACGAGCAUGAUUAUCUCAAGGCACUAGUUAUAAAUCAGGGUUUUAAGUUUAGACCACAAAAGGCAGAAGCUAUUAGAGAUAGUAUUGAAUUAACAAGACAGAAAGGGAAAGGUACAGGAACCCCAAAGACUAUCAAAAAGCUGCGGUGGCUUGACGAAAGUGGCAACGCAAGAGACUGUGUGGAUGAUGGCCACCCAAUGAUGACCAGGGAGGGGACGGCUCCACAGUGGUUACAGUAUUGUCACACCAGCAGUGGCACCUGCAGCCUAACAGCUGCUCCUGAUUGCCCUGUGCAUUCUGCUGCUGGAAAGAAGGCCACGGUGAUGUGUGUCUCCGAAAAUGUUACUGAUCUGGGAGGGUGUGCCGCAGACAGUGUGUCCUUGAACUCUUCUAUAUCUUCAGGCUAUAGCUUUGCUAAACAAGCCUGGUCAGCCUGCAGAAGAGUAGAGAACAAAGCCCCCUGUACAUGCUGGCCUAUACAUGCUGGUGACACUAAGACUCCAAAGUCUAAGGCCUCCAAGGGCGCAAAGGUGACUAGAAGAAUAGGAUCUGCAAAGGUCCAGACAAGCACUGUCAAUGUGAACAGAAAAGCCACUGUCAGCCAGCCACCAUCUUCAAACAAAGCCAACACGUUGGCCCAAACUCAGGGGAAGCUAAUUAUACCUCAUCCUUCGCCUAUACCACCCACAACAAAUACUAAAAGUAGUAACACUGUACAAGUGUCCCCAUGUCACUUAGCCACACCUGAACACUCCCAGAGCGUCAUGGCACAGAACUGUUUUAAGUUCAUGUGUGCUCUCCCAACAGAGUGCCGUUUGAACCAGUGGACUCAGGAAAGUCGCCUCCCGUUCUCAGAUGCCUGUUCUGACCUCCUCGCUUUGCCUCCAGCUCCACCAUCUUCUUACUCUCCAGAGUGCCAAGCCUCAGCCAAAGGAAACCAUUCAAAUGGCUCUCGCGAGCUCCAGCAAGACGGGACAGUAUGUUGUACCCAAAAAAGUCCUGUUUGUGAAGAGAGCUACCAGUCGUUGACUCCUAGAAACACCGAAGAAGAAUCAAUUUUCCCAUGGAGAAGAAGGAACCAUGGGUGCCAAAUGAGAGGGGCCACUGAUUCUGCUGUUACAAGAAGAAACAAGCUGCUUGAAAAUAGUGGAGAAAGCUUGUUAGAGCAGAAGAGAAAAGUCUCUGGAUCUGUAGGACAUUUUGGACAAACUGUUCAAAGUACAAGUGAGCCAAUACAAGCUACAAGAGGUCCCAAGACCGAUCUGACCAGCCCCGGGGCUGGGCGAGAGGAAAGGCGCAGCAGUAGUCUGCUGCAGAGUGCGAGAGGAGGGCGAGAGAAGACCUGCAGGUUCCCAGAGAACGGCUGCUGGAGCGGGGGCUGGGAUAACAGGAUGAGUGGGAAGGAAGCUUGGAGGAGAAGCUCAGGACCCAUGGAAGUUUCAGGCAGUACUUCUGAGUGUUCGGUACCAGAAAACCUCGUGAACUCUUCCAUGCCUGAGGAUGACAUUCUGACCACUGUAAACAGCAAGCAGCUACAGAAACCAAGUCUGUCCUCCAGUAAGCCCCAGCCGUCCAGUAUCUGCGCAGUGUCGGCUGAGGAAGAGAAGGUCUUGCAGUCCCUCCGCCGCCUCAAUGCAAGGCUGUAUUAUGUACAAGAAGCCAUUUUCAAAAACCCAUCCAUCAAAAAUACUUUCCAGUUAAUACCACUUCUGAACAACCAGCCACGGGCCAGGCCCUCUCCUGAUGUCGGAUCCAGAGUGCAAAGAAAAUACUGAUCAACUGUGACAGUCACUAUUUAGUGAAAUCUUUAUUUUUGAGAAUUCUGUAAAUAAAUUCUAUAUUUCUGCAUUUGUUAAUGAUUUUAAAUACUAGACUUUUAUGUUUAUAAAAGUAAAUCAUAAUAUAGUUAAUGGAAAUGAAUUUACUGGCUUAUAUUUA
Molecule: messenger RNA, 3703 nt
Organism: Arvicola amphibius (Eurasian water vole)
Lineage: Eukaryota; Metazoa; Chordata; Mammalia; Rodentia; Cricetidae
Gene: Cep126
Product: centrosomal protein 126
Biological process (GO): non-motile cilium assembly; mitotic spindle organization; cytoplasmic microtubule organization
Cellular component (GO): midbody; centrosome; ciliary base
Source: RefSeq, a predicted model, not a curated record